AUGGUGCCUCCUUUGCCAAGAACACAACAACAAACAUUGAUGAAAACAGUGAUAGGAACGCUCGAUCAAUUGAUCUACAUCAGCCUGUUCAUAUCUAUCUAUCUAUCUAUCUAUCUAUCUAUCUAUCUAUCUAUCUAUCUCAGUAUGUUCAUAUGUACCAAAUAUCUAUCUAUAUCUAUUAUAUCUAGCUAUCAUGGUCUGUUCAUAUAUGUCAAUGAAUCACAAACUGUUUAUAUCUAUCUAUCUAUCUAUCUAUCUAUCUAUCUAUCUAUCUAUCUCAGUAUGUUCAUAUGUACCAAAUAUCUAUCUAUAUCGAUUAUAUCUAGCUAUCAUGGUCUGUUCAUAUAUGUCAAUGAAUCACAAACUGUUUAUAUCUAUCUAUCUAUCUAUCUAUCUAUCUAUCUAUCUCAGUAUGUUCAUAUGUACCAAAUAUCUAUCUAUAUCGAUUAUAUCUAG
Acanthosepion pharaonis is the source of this 456-nucleotide messenger RNA. NCBI's taxonomy places the organism in Eukaryota, Metazoa, Mollusca, Cephalopoda, Sepiida, Sepiidae. The record is from the annotation of a GenBank genome assembly.